Messenger RNA from Eurypyga helias (sunbittern), 901 nucleotides. RefSeq names its product tuftelin interacting protein 11 (gene TFIP11). Gene Ontology annotation, cellular component: U2-type post-mRNA release spliceosomal complex. The annotation marks the transcript as partial. The record is from RefSeq and is a predicted model, not a curated record. The transcript has 5 exons. NCBI's taxonomy places the organism in Eukaryota, Metazoa, Chordata, Aves, Eurypygiformes, Eurypygidae. Gene Ontology annotation, biological process: spliceosomal complex disassembly.
AUGCCUUUCCGUUUCCAGGACUGUACGUAUGGCACGGAGAUCAUAGCCAAGUGGAAGAGCCUUUUGGAAAAUGAUCAGCUGUUAUCGCACAGUGGGCAGGACCUGUCAACAGAUGCUUUUCACAGACUGAUGUGGGAAAUCUGGAUGCCAUAUGUCAGGAACAUAGUGGUGCAGUGGCAACCAAGGAACUGCGGAUCGAUGGUGGAUUUCUUGGAUAGCUGGGUAAAUGUUGUUCCUGUCUGGAUCCUGGAUAACAUUCUGGAUCAGCUCAUCUUCCCCAAGCUACAGAAGGAGGUUGAAAGCUGGAAUCCUUUGACUGACACAGUGCCAAUCCAUUCGUGGAUCCACCCCUGGCUUCCCCUGAUGCAGGCACGGUUAGAGCCGCUCUACUCUCCCAUCCGAAACAAGCUGGCGAACGCGCUGCAGAAGUGGCAUCCCAGUGACUCCUCCGCCAAACUCAUCCUUCAGCCCUGGAAAGAUGUGUUCACACCUGGGUCGUGGGAGGCUUUCAUGGUCAAAAACAUCGUGCCUAAACUAGGGUUGUGUUUGAACGAACUCGUCAUAAACCCACACCAGCAGCACAUGGAUGCCUUCUACUGGGUGAUUGACUGGGAGGGGAUGAUUUCUGUCUCCAGUCUUGUGGGGCUGCUGGAGAAACACUUCUUCCCAAAGUGGCUGCAGGUGCUGUGCUCUUGGCUUAGUAACAGCCCCAAUUAUGAAGAGAUUACAAAGUGGUACCUGGGUUGGAAGUCCAUGUUCUCAGAUCAAGUGUUAGCACAUCCAUCGAUCAAAGACAAAUUUAACGAAGCAUUGGAUAUCAUGAACCGGGCUGUCUCUUCCAGCGUUGGUAGGUGGCUUAUGGCGACGGCUCCGCUUACCCUGAUGGCAACGCAUGGCUCUC